GCUGAGAGGUGGGAAAGGGAGGGAAGGUAGGGUGAGCCUGUCUUCAGGAGACUAGAGGACUUUUUUGAUGCCGCUGGUGGGAGGCGCAGAUCCUCCACCCAAGGUCAAGGAUCAGGGAACAUUGAGAGUUUGACAGCGUCCCAGACAGACCUCCACCCCCUACUCUCCCUACACACACACAAAUACACAGGCUUGCACAACUGAACCCGAACUCCUGGGACCCAGUACAGUCUGGCUCACUGAGCUUCCACAGAGCCUGCUUCCAUAUCUGUAUCAGGAAAAUUGGGUGAGGCCAUUUGCCUCUGCCCCCUCUUUCUCUUUCAAGGCGAGAAUGUGUGCUGUUGGUUAUGUUUUGGCCCAUAUGGCUCACUGAAUGGUCUUCUGUGGAACCUGGAGUCCUUCUACCUUCCGCCUGCCUGGAUGGAGUCAGGCCAGGCUUAUUGGUUCCUUAGAUGAGUAGGAAGCCCGGCCUGGGUGCCAGUGUGGAAAGAGCACUGGAACGGGAGUCAGGCUGCGUCUAGUCCUAGAACUGCCACUGAGUGACUGCAUGACCUGAGACAAGUCACUUCUUUCUGAGUUUCUUCAUCUGUAAAAUGAAAGGACUCGACAGGAUGCUUUCUAAUAAGAUUCCUUCCACCUCUGCCAUUCUAGAUGUCUGGAUGUGACCUUCAGUGACUCUUCCCAAGACUUGGAGAUUUUCUAGUGAGGGAGUUGGGUGAAUUUCAUGUGGAGGGAAAGCAGAGCAAAGAAUUCUGUAGCUGAGCAUCUGAAGGAGCAGAAGGGAACCUCUGGGUUAUCAGAGAUUGGCUAUUUCUGCAGUGGAAAAAGAAAAAAAACUAACGCUGAGAGAAGUCUAAAUUACGGGGGAGCUUCCAGAAAAAGACUGGGUGACGCUCCCCAGUCCCCUGCCCCCCACCCCGGCAUCAUGCAUCGGACCACACGGAUUAAAAUCACGGAGCUGAACCCUCACCUCAUGUGUGCCCUCUGCGGGGGGUACUUCAUCGAUGCCACUACCAUCGUGGAGUGCUUGCAUUCCUUCUGCAAAACCUGCAUUGUGCGCUACCUGGAGACCAACAAGUACUGCCCCAUGUGCGAUGUACAGGUCCACAAAACCCGGCCGCUGCUGAGCAUCAGAUCUGACAAAACCCUUCAAGACAUCGUCUACAAAUUGGUCCCUGGGCUUUUUAAAGAUGAGAUGAAACGGAGGCGGGAUUUCUACGCAGCCUACCCCCUGACAGAAGUUCCCAACGGCUCCAACGAGGACCGUGGUGAGGUUCUGGAACAGGAGAAGGGGGCUCUGAGCGACGAUGAGAUUGUCAGCCUCUCCAUCGAGUUCUAUGAAGGCGUCAGGGACCGGGAAGAGAAGAAGGGCCCCCUGGAAAAUGGGGAUGGUGACAAGGAGAAAACAGGGGUGCGCUUCCUGCGAUGCCCAGCAGCCAUGACUGUCAUGCAUCUCGCCAAGUUUCUCCGCAACAAGAUGGAUGUGCCCAGCAAGUACAAGGUUGAGGUUCUCUAUGAGGACGAGCCGCUGAAGGAAUACUAUACCCUCAUGGACAUCGCCUACAUCUACCCCUGGCGGCGGAAUGGCCCUCUCCCCCUCAAGUAUCGCGUCCAGCCAGCCUGCAAGCGGCUCACCUUGCCCACAGCGCCCACCCCCUCCGAGGGCACCAAUACCAGCGGGGCAUCUGAGUGUGAGUCAGUCAGCGACAAGGCUCCCAGCCCUGCCACCCUGCCGGCCACCUCCUCCUCCCUGCCCAGCCCAGCCACCCCCUCCCAUGGCUCUCCCAGCUCCCAUGGCCCCUCGGCCCCCCACCCAACCUCCCCCACGCCCCCCGCCACAGCCAGUGGGGCCACCACAGCUGCCAACGGGGGCACCUCGAACUGCCUGCAGACACCGCCUUCCACCAGCAGGGGGCGCAAGAUGACUGUCAACGGAGCUCCCGUGCCCCCCUUAACUUGAGGAAAGGGACCCUCUCCCUCCUUUUCCAGCUAUGCCUCUCCACCCCUCCACUUUUUCUGGGCCCCCUUUUCCACCUCUUCUACUUUCCCCAGCUCCCCCCACCUUAGGGGUCGGGGAUGGGUUUUAUAAAUAAAUCUAUAUAUAUAUGUACAUAGGAAAAACCAAAUAUACAUACUUAUUUUCUAUGGA
This is a messenger RNA of Delphinapterus leucas (beluga whale), 2149 nucleotides long. It is a transcript of the gene PCGF2, whose product is annotated as polycomb group ring finger 2. Lineage: Eukaryota; Metazoa; Chordata; Mammalia; Artiodactyla; Monodontidae. The record is from RefSeq and is a predicted model, not a curated record. Gene Ontology annotation, biological process: negative regulation of transcription by RNA polymerase II. Gene Ontology annotation, molecular function: promoter-specific chromatin binding. Gene Ontology annotation, cellular component: PRC1 complex.